GUGACACGAAAUGGUAGUUUCACCUCUAAUUCAGGUGCAAUGUCGGAUAUUUCAACUGCACAUCAACGGUCAUACUAAUUUGAGGAAUAAAGCAAAGCAACUAAAUAAUUAGUUAAUCACUAGUUGUCUUUGUUGUACGUAAACACGGACUUUUCCCAGAACUUAGCAUUUUUGCUGCAGUCGUGCAGCUCAAGGAGGGAAUUUCGUCAUGGACGCUAGCAACAAUGGAGAAUCUGCCGAUCAGGUGGGAAUAAGGGUGGAUAAUCCGGAGAAUCCCCACGAUCACACGGAUGCCCUGGGUUCCGCAGGAUCAGGAGGAGCGGGGAGCAGCGUACUGGUCGCAGGAGCCUCGCAUUCCUUUGGCACCGGAGCCAUCGGGCAGCUGGCAAACGGGUACAGCUCACCCUCGUCGAGCUACCGCAAGAAUGUGGCCAAAAUGGUCACCGAUCGACAUGCAGCCGAGUACAAUAUGCGCCACAAGAAUCGCGGAAUGGCCCUGAUCUUCAAUCAUGAGCACUUCGAGGUGCCCACUUUGAAAUCACGAGCGGGAACCAACGUGGACUGCGAGAAUCUCACCCGGGUGCUCAAGCAGCUUGACUUCGAGGUUACGGUGUACAAGGACUGCCGCUACAAGGACAUCGUGCGAACAAUUGAGUAUGCAUCCUCGCAAAAUCACUCAGACAGCGAUUGCAUCCUGGUGGCCAUUUUGUCGCACGGCGAGAUGGGCUAUAUCUACGCCAAGGACACUCAAUACAAGCUGGACAACAUCUGGAGCUUCUUCACGGCCAAUCAUUGUCCCUCUCUGGCCGGCAAGCCCAAGCUGUUUUUCAUCCAGGCCUGUCAGGGAGAUCGAUUGGACGGUGGAGUAACCAUGCAGCGUGGCCAGACGGAGACGGAUGGCGACUCUUCUAUGAGCUACAAGAUACCCGUGCACGCUGACUUUCUAAUUGCCUACUCCACCGUUCCUGGAUUCUAUUCGUGGCGCAACACGACCCGGGGCAGCUGGUUCAUGCAGAGUCUGUGCGCAGAAUUGGCAGCCAAUGGCAAACGGCUGGACAUCCUGACCCUGCUCACAUUUGUGUGCCAACGAGUGGCCGUCGACUUCGAGUCCUGCACCCCGGACACGCCUGAGAUGCACCAGCAGAAGCAGAUCCCCUGCAUCACCACAAUGCUUACGCGCAUUCUGCAUUUCCGCGACAAACAGUCGGUUGCAGCUGGACGGGUUUGAUGACUAUUGGAAUGGAUUGGGCGCUGGCUUUGGCGCGGUGUGUGAUAAUCGAGGAAAGGGGUACGAGAGAAAUCCAAGUCGCAAUUAUGAUAAAACUUUAUUGGCUAUCGGCCAUAGCUGCAUAUUUUUAUAAAACCAAUUUUUCACCGUGGCCAAAAGCUUUGCGAGAUUGGAAGCUAUAUACUACGGAGUCUUAUCUACUGGCCGUUUUUUUUUAUUUAAGCACAAUGUAUUUUUCAAUUGGCAAUUAUUAUUGCCGCGUUUGCCAGUCUAAUUUAUAGUAGGGUGGGUGUAUUUAUAUAAAUAAGAAUUCAAAGAGGCAUCUAAAAUUUUGCCAUAUUCAGAAUUGAGCUAUUAGUAUUUAGGCCAAAAAUUAAAAAAAAAUAUUAAUUUGACUUGCCUACUUAAAAAACGAUCUCGAAAUUCAAAAUUGUUAUUUGAAUCUAUUCUAAGAACAAAUUACUUGCAUUUACUCAACCAAUUCAUUUUGCCUCCUCAGUUAAUCAGGAAAGUCAACCCACCCUAAUCUUUAUCUACUUCAGACCGGGUAAAUCGGUCUUUUUUAAAAUGUGUACACAAAAAUAUCUUUAAAUAUUAAGCAUGUGUGUCAUGAUCGUCCAUAACAAAAACAAACAUUUUUAGCCUGUAGUUGAGAAUUUUAUGAACAACAUGUACUAUCUAUACCAUUUUUACUCUUAUAUAAUACACAUUAGCAAAUGUUUUCCUUUCAAGUUUUCAGCUAAUAAAAACGAUCGAAAACAAUGGAAAAUCAAUGA
This is a messenger RNA of Drosophila rhopaloa, 2004 nucleotides long. It is a transcript of the gene Drice, whose product is annotated as caspase. The transcript is spliced from 2 exons. NCBI's taxonomy places the organism in Eukaryota, Metazoa, Arthropoda, Insecta, Diptera, Drosophilidae. Bases 209 to 1228 code for a protein of 339 amino acids. The record is from RefSeq and is a predicted model, not a curated record. Gene Ontology annotation, cellular component: cytoplasm. Gene Ontology annotation, biological process: proteolysis; apoptotic process.